GUCUAACGACGUACUGCGCAUGUCAGUGCAAAAGAUACACGACAACUGCAUGACCACCGCGCUCACGUACAUUAAUUCAUUCAUUCAUUCAGGUGUGAAAAAUGGGGAAGGCUCUUUCCCACCUGCCGAAGCAUACCUGUCAUGAUGAGUGUAAGGACAGCCUGACUUCAUCGCCCGGGUACAGCGCCAUGCAGACUGAUGACAGUAAGAAUAGGGGAGACGUGUCUCAGUUCCCUUACGUGGAGUUCACUGGCCGAGACAGCGUCACCUGCCCCACAUGCCAAGGCACUGGAAGGAUCCCGCGAGGUCAAGAAAAUCAGCUGGUGGCCCUGAUCCCAUACAGCGACCAGAGGCUGAGACCCAGGAGAACCAAGCUGUAUGUGACUGCUUCAGUCAUUGUGUGCCUGCUGCUCUCCAGCCUGGCUGUGUUCUUUCUUUUCCCACGUUCCAUUGAUGUCAACUAUGUGGGAGUGAAGUCUGUCUACGUGUCCUAUGACCAGAGCAAACGCAUUGUGUAUCUCAAUGUCACUAACUCAUUGAAUAUUACUAACAACAACUAUUACUCGGUGGACGUGGCCAACAUCACAGCCCAGGUGCAGUUUUCCAAGACUGUGAUAGGAAAAACCCGCAUUAGCAACAUAACCACUAUUGGCCCUCUGGAUAUGAAGCAGAUUGACUACAUGGUGCCCACCACUAUUGCAGAUGAAAUGAGCUAUAUGUAUGACUACUGUACCCUGCAGAGCAUCAAGGUGCACAACAUUGUGGUUAUGAUGCAGAUAACUGUCACUACCGUGUACUUUGGCCAUGCUGAGCAGGUGUCUCAGGAGAUGUACCAGUAUGUGGAUUGUGGAGAAAACACUACUGCUCUGCAUGAGUACAGUCUGAAUACCCCUUUGGGAGGCUAGAGCUGAGCCUGAUAGUGUAACACAUCACCCUGUCCCUCACCGCUCCACUCCAUGUGUCAUUGUUUUGGCAAAACUGGUUGAUGGUUUACUGCACUUCUGCCAGUUAACCACUAUAUGUCAGGCUGUUUGCAAUUCACGAAUGAUGCACUUUAUUGUCCAUGCUCUCCAAGCAAUAUGAACAUUGCAAGGUCUCGUAGUUCUCAUUCCAGUUCACUUUGCCAAACUGAAUUGUUCGCAGCACAUUCUUUUUUGACAAAGUUCCCUUAUUUUCAAGCACUACCUAUUUAAAUCCUCUCUAAAGUGAUGUAAUGAUAUAUUUGAUGACCAGCUGUGCUUUGGGUUAUUUUUAUUUCUAUAUCUAACCUGAUAUUCAUUACAGUUUCAGUGAUGGGAUCAGUCUUAACCCAAACAUCCUAAUAGGAGUUUAUGGCAAUGGAAAUAUUCUAGAAGAAUGGGUUCCUGUUAAUGCCUUGUUCCACAGAUUUGGUUUAGACUCAGAGGUGGAAUUACAUGAUGCUGCCUUCUGAGGGGGUGUAUAUUUAGAGACUACUGAGGGGAUGCCAGUGUAUAUAGCGCACAAGUUGGUAAAAGUAAAAUGCUUCAAUCUAUUUAUUUUGUUUGGACUUUGAUAGCAGCGUUUCUCAUUGUUAAUCUGUCAAUCUCUCCAUGAGAAAUUGCCUCCAAAUGCAAAUUGAUAACACACGAAUUACAUGGAACAACAAUCACUGUAAUCUGAGAGCAUCCGCCUGCUUGAACAAUGGAGGAUAGUAUGAGAUGAUCAUUCCCUCAGAUUCCCUAAUGUUCACUAGAUGUGAUGUUUAGAUUGAGAGAACUUUGAUAACAUUUUUAACAUUUCUCAAAAUGGAACUUUACAUUUUUAAACAUUUUAAUCAUGUUGAAAAAAAGCUUCACAGAUUAUUUUUGCUUAAAGAUGGACUCUUUCCUCUGUAAUAGAAAUGGCUGCUAACAUGACGUGGCAUUUAUGCAGUUCAUAACAACCGCUGGUGAUGUACAUGUAUAUGUAACACUUGUGAUUUUUGAGAAAAGUGGUUUGGACUGCUUUAGAGAUACACUGAAAUAACACGAUGCUGACUGGUUUCCAUUAAAUAAACCUCUUUUGAGUCA
This is a messenger RNA of Sinocyclocheilus rhinocerous, 2030 nucleotides long. RefSeq names its product transmembrane protein 106B. The record is from RefSeq and is a predicted model, not a curated record. NCBI's taxonomy places the organism in Eukaryota, Metazoa, Chordata, Actinopteri, Cypriniformes, Cyprinidae. The coding region runs from base 102 to 905 and encodes 267 amino acids. The transcript has 9 exons.